This is a messenger RNA of Metarhizium album ARSEF 1941, 2754 nucleotides long. RefSeq names its product GTPase-activating protein GYP5. The transcript has 5 exons. NCBI's taxonomy places the organism in Eukaryota, Fungi, Ascomycota, Sordariomycetes, Hypocreales, Clavicipitaceae. The record is from RefSeq and is a predicted model, not a curated record. The coding region runs from base 1 to 2754 and encodes 917 amino acids.
AUGUCGCUGCAGGGCGGCGAUGUUGCCUCUCCUGAUCAUCCAGAGGAACAGAAGCCGAGGCCGUCUUCGCCCGCCAGCUCGAGCCCGGAUACUAACGGAGAAAGAGACUCAUUCGAAGACGCUGUAGAUAACGCGGAUACGACUGCGGAUACAGUUGAUGCACGUUCUGUACGCUCAUUGACAAAAAAAUCCGUUUCCAUUUCGAAUAGGCCUUCGCGACCGGGCGACCAAGAUGACAACCACGAGGGAGGUGUCAGGGACGAAUCAGUGGACUCAACCAAGCCUGGAUCCCAGCCAGUCUCGCGCAGGACGUCUUCGCCGCUUUCGCGCCGCAUUUCCAGUACGUCGAAUCUCGAUAACGUGAAUCUGGACGAUGAGGCGCCGGCAAAGGCAGAAGACCCCCCCCCGAGUCCACCUGAAAAGGACCAUGCCAGUAAGACUCUGUCUCUGAGUAGCCUAACAAAUGCUCUCCCAGCUAUGCCUUGGACUCCUGCCGCCGAAUCUCCCUCCAAGAGCCCUGGCCCUACAUCCAAUGCCGUCCCCGUCCCUACACCGCAGCCGAUCCCAAGUCCCCCUACCCGAAAACUCUCGGCAUUUUCCUGGCUAUCACGAAAUUCUUCAAGCAAGGAUAGCUCUACAUCUCCACCAGCUCAACCUUCUGGGAGACGAAAUACCGCAAGUUCCAUCGCCACUUUAACAAGCAAUCCAGAAAUGAUGCUCAGUAAGCUUGAGGAGGAAAAUGACGUCGCGAGUGUCAAUGGUCACCAGCGCGAGAGUCUCAAGGACAGGUUUAAAGCCCUACGCAUGCGUGAGGAAGCUGGCAUACAGCUCAUCCCUGGCGAUGGUGAUGGACAAGGGGAUGCGCUGGCACUGGUGAGCCCAGGCGGCGAGACCGUGUCCGGUGACAGGAGCCCACUGCCUCCAGUGCCGAGUCCCAGCCGUGAACUGGCCCCUGGCACGGCCUCUGGAGUCAACGCCGGGCCCUCGGCCAUGCAGGAAGCGCAGGUGGACUGGGACCUUUGGCAAUCUGUCGUGUAUGAAGGCCCGGCUGCCGUGAGCCGAACGAGCCCCGAGGAGUUGAACAGGGCCAUUGCUACGGGUAUCCCCAACGCCAUUAGGGGAGUCAUCUGGCAAGUCCUCGCGCAGAGCAAAAACGAACACCUCGAAACACUGUACAAGGAACUCGUCGCCAAGGGGACCGACAAGGAAAACCGCAAUAGCGGCAGCACGCUUGCGAGCCCCACCCCCGGUGCCAGUGGGAACGCCAUCAACACGAAUGGUGACGGCGUGAAGUCGUCGGCGUCAUCUAGUCAUUCCACCGUCUCGACUCCCAAUGGCAACACGUCACCGAGGAGCGACAAGAGCCAGAAGGCAAUUGCAAAAGCACAGGCAGUAUCGGUCGCGGAGAAGAACAAGAAACAGAAAAAGGAGGCAGCGAAACUCCAGGCACUCGAAAAGACUAUCCGACGUGAUCUUGGGGCGAGGACGAGCUUUUCCAAGUAUGCCGCUGCUGCAGGGCUUCAGGAUGGCCUGUUUGGCGUCUGCAAGGCGUAUGCUCUGUACGACGACGGUGUUGGAUACGCACAGGGCAUGAAUUUUUUGAUUAUGCCGCUGCUGUUCAAUAUGCCCGAGGGCGAGGCAUUUUGCCUGCUGGUCCGUUUGAUGCACCAGUAUAAAUUACGAGACCUGUUCAUCAAGGAUAUGCCAGGGCUACACAUGCACUGCUACCAAUUCGAGCGCUUGCUGGAAGAUUUAGAGCCAGCACUGUACUGUCACCUUCAUCGUCGCGACAUCUCCCCCCAUCUUUACGCCACGCAAUGGUUCCUCACCUUAUUCGCUUACCGCUUCCCGCUUCAGCUUGUUCUCCGUAUCUACGACUUGAUUCUGUCCGAGGGCCUGUCUGCGAUUCUGCGGUUCGGUAUUGUACUGAUGCAAAAGAACGCUAGUACGUUGCUGCGAUUAUCCGACAUGCAACAGCUCACCACAUAUUUGAAGGACAAGCUUUUCGAUGUGUAUAUUGACAAGGAUCCCAGCCAGGGUAGCAUCCUUGAAAAUGGAUUCUUUGGGAGCUCCAGUUCCAGCAUAGACAAGGAGGUGUAUAGAGCGGAUCAGCUUGUCCGAGAUGCGUGCGAAGUCAAGAUUACGCCUGAAAUAUUGAAGACGUAUACCGCGGAAUGGGAGGAGAAAACUCAAGCCAGAAAGAAACAAGAAACAGAGCUGCAAGAUCUGAGGAUGGCCAAAGAGAGCUUGACCAGUCAGGUGCGCAAGUUGGAAAAACGACUCCACGAUGACGCGCCUGAGCAGGCAGAAAUCUUGACGAAGCUCUGUGAAACCCGCCUCGAGAACGCUGCGUUCCGAGAUGACAUUGAGAGGCUACAGUAUGAGAACGGUAAAUUACGUGAUGAGAACGAAAAGCUUCGGGACGAGAACGAAAAUCUACCAGGCGAGAACGAUAGGCUACGGGACGAGAACGAGAGCCUGCAGGGCCAGGUUGCGGAACUGAGAAAUGUGAUUGAAAUGCAGCCCGAGGAGAUCGAGAAGAAGUGGAAGGUGGAGCGCAGUGAACUGAUGGAGCGAAAUGGCAAGGUUCAUGAAGAAAAUGCAGAAUUGCAGAACGAAUUGCACAGACUCGCAAAGGAGCUCGCGGAUUACAAGCUGCGCUAUGCUCAGAUCAACGAUGAUCACGAAACCCUCAAACUCAAAUGGACUGACGUAGGCCGUCAAUUUCGACUAGGCCCAGAAGAAAGCACAUAG